AAAUCAAAAUGCACUGGUCUGAUUCUCAAUUCCUGGUGUCCUUUCGAAUUCUUCCCAGAAGCACUUGCCAACAUGUCGUCACAACCUCUUGUUGUUUUGGUUUUCAGCGGUAAAAGAAAAUCUGGAAAAGACUAUGUGACAGAUUUAUUACAAAAAAGAUUUGGUGAAAUAAAUUGCUGUAUAAUGAGGUUAUCUGCACCAUUGAAGAGUCAGUAUGCCAAGGACCACAAUCUAGAUUAUGAGAAACUUCUAGAUGCCUCAGACUAUAAAGAGAAAUACAGGAAAGAUAUGAUUCGAUGGGGAGAGGAACAACGAUUAAAAGAUCCCGGUUAUUUUUGUCGAUUAACAACUAGCGGAGAAGAUUCUAAGAAACCAGUGUGGAUAAUCAGUGAUGCAAGGAGAAAACCUGAUAUUGAAUAUUUUAAAAUUAAUCACAGUCAAGUUACAAGAACAAUAAGAGUUGAAGCAGAAGAGAAUAUUAGAAUUAAACGAGGAUUUGUUUUUACAGAAGGUGUAGAUGAUGCUGAAUCUGAGUGUGGUUUAGAUGAAAAUAUUAACUGGGAUUAUAUUAUUGAUAAUAAUGGUGAUGAAGAACAAUUAAACAAGUCAUUACAACCUAUUAUAGAUUAUGUUGAAAGUCAACUUAAAUCUUGAUGUCAUUAAUAACAUAGUUUAUUUAUUGGGUGAUUUUAUUAACAAGAAUUUAUUAAUAUAUAAAUUUUAUUCUCAUACUAUGUGUAUUUUGUAUUAAUAUGAACAUUUUUCAUGAGUUAAGCAAGGAUCUGCAACGGACUGAAUAUGGAAUGUUUUGCUGAAAUAAUUUUUGUGAGAUCCCAAAGUAACUAUGC
Messenger RNA from Patella vulgata (common limpet), 848 nucleotides. RefSeq names its product phosphomevalonate kinase. Bases 73 to 654 code for a protein of 193 amino acids. The transcript is spliced from 4 exons. Gene Ontology annotation, cellular component: cytoplasm. Gene Ontology annotation, biological process: isopentenyl diphosphate biosynthetic process, mevalonate pathway; cholesterol biosynthetic process. The record is from RefSeq and is a predicted model, not a curated record. Lineage: Eukaryota; Metazoa; Mollusca; Gastropoda; Patellidae. Gene Ontology annotation, molecular function: phosphomevalonate kinase activity.